AAAAGAACCAUCAGGGUUGUAUUAAGAAACUGAAUGACGAGCUCUCAGCAUGGAAGGACCUUGCAAAAAAAGAGGAGGCAAGGAAAGAAGAAUAUAGAAAAGAGAAAGAGCGUGUGGAGCAAUAUCUUAGGAUGAAAACUGAGGAGCUAUCAAGAACAUCAAUAGAGUGCGGAAAACUGCAGGAGAGGAGUUUGGGAUUGGCAAAAGAGCUUGCUGCAGUAAAAUUGGCAACAGAUUUGAAUCUGGGGGAUGAAGAGAUGGUGAAGCUUGCAUCACUUGGUCACAGUGGUAAUCCACAGAACACAAUAGAUGUUUUAAAGAAGUCGCUUUCCCUUCGCAACAAGACCUAUAAAGAACUGAUGGCUCAAUGCAACCUUUUAGGAAGAUCAGAUGCUCGUGCACGUAAAAAGCUUGAGAAAUCCAAAGAAAAGAUAGCGAAACUAAAUACAAGGUUGCAAGAAUUGGAGAAGGCACUUGAACAAAAAGAAAACGAGGUCCUUAGAAAUUUGAAGUCUUCAUAUAAAGGCGGAGGUGGGAAACCUGUGGAAGAGAUGGCAAAAUUAGUUAACCAUUCAGAUCAUCUAAAAAGAAGUACCAACUGUCCUGCAGCCAAAAAUUCUUCUACUUUCUUGGUGCCAAACGAAAGAGACAGUGUGAUUGAUUUAGAAGCUGAUUCUUGCUUUAUGGAUGAAGACGGUUUUGGGCUGUCCCCCAAGAUGAAUAAGCAUCCGACACCUGAUUCAGAUUUCCAGGAGUCACCAAUAUAUUCGAAAGGAGCUAUUUUAAAAAAUCCAGAACACUUGUCUGCUAAUCAAGAAAUUGGUGUAGCUGAUAAACCCUUGAGUUCAUACAUUAAUAGGAAGAAUGAAGAUAAGGGCAUUUCUGAACAGCUAAAAGCGAAGAAAGUUACACAUGUAGCAAGUGCCACUUGGAUGACAGAAACAAUAAUUAUUGAUGACAUUUCCAAGCAAACACCUACAACUGCACUGAAAAAAGAAGCUCAAACGCACAAUUCUGCUGUUAACUCUGGUGGGCUUUUUGGAUCAGAAAGUGCAAAUAGAACCGGGAAAUGGUGCAGGUCUUCUUCCUUUGGAACGGGUGCAAGUAACGUGGAGUUAAUAUCUGUCGGAUCCGAUGGCAGAGGUGGGAGGAUCAAGGUGCUGAGAGAUCAUGAUCAAUCUUUGGAUGUGAAGGCAAAAACAUUGCGGCCCAAGAAACAAAAGCAUGGAACUCAACGAAGUGGACAGUUUCACAUUGAGCACUUUUUUAAAUCAGGGAGUUAAAAGAUUACCUGGGCCCUUGAAGAGGUCAACGCUGACAACUUGUUCCUGCUAAAGAUUAGCAGUCUUUUUGUGUAGAAGGCUACAGAUUUUGUUGUAUAUUCAGUGAAAUAACAGUCUAAAUUUAAAUUAUUGUGCUAUAAUAUGUAAAAUUUUUGGACAUGUCUCCAUUUAGAAAUAGAUGCUGGCAACUUGCGUGAGAUACAAGCAAAUGUUAGUCAUGAGAUACAAGAAAAUGUUACUGGGUUUAUUUCAA
Asparagus officinalis (garden asparagus) is the source of this 1536-nucleotide messenger RNA. RefSeq lists its product as uncharacterized. Bases 132 to 1283 code for a protein of 383 amino acids. The record is from RefSeq and is a predicted model, not a curated record. The transcript has 8 exons. NCBI's taxonomy places the organism in Eukaryota, Viridiplantae, Streptophyta, Magnoliopsida, Asparagales, Asparagaceae.